ACCCAACAAAUCACGAUAAGUUGUUGGUCGCGACUUCAGGGACCGCAUCGGCCAACGCAGGGGACUAAGCCCGCUACUGGGCCCAGCUUUUGGCCCAAGGCUCCCUCUGGCAAAAAGACUCAAUCUGGAACGAAGGCCGAGCCUUCUUUGCUGAUAUCUUCAAUGAGGGGAUAAUUGGGAAACCUAUAUCUUCGUCAGCAUGGCUUUUCCUCUGACCACCCAGGCGUUGCAGAGACAAUCAAGAACUGUACACUGCUCCUUUACUACCUUCAGUCUGUUCAUCGUCAUACUCUUCAUUACUAUGGGGGUACCCAAAAGCCCUAGCAGCGUGCCGACGAAGCUUGCCCUACGGCGUGAGCUUGAGUAUGGCAAUAGGGGAUUAUCAAAAUACGCGGAGUUGACGAAGCGUAUUCGCGAGUUUCCAGAUACAUUCUCUAGUAGCAAGGGCUUAAGUGGGCGCUCUUUGACUGAUUGGAAGUCCCCUGAGCACCAGGACGCUUUGGGAGAGAUGGCUGGAGCUUUUCUGGAGCAUCGCAACAACGGCAGCUUCUUUUGGCCGGAUUAUGAGCCAGCCGAUCAACCAGGAUCGUUGAAGUAUUCGGUAGACAGAGAAAAGAUCAAAGAUAUUUUGCACCAGAUGUUCUGGAGGCAAAACGACGGUAGCCCACGCAGCGCCAACAAUUUGCAGAUCAAGACAGAAGAGAGCCGACCCCAGAUUUCAGACGGACCAGGAGCCACCUUCAACGACCCCAUAGUCAUAAUUGAUUCCAACGGCGACGGGCCUCCGCCGCCCAAUCCUUCGGUCAGGUCAGGAACUCGCCCCCAAUUUCGUACCCUUCCGGGAACCCCUCCAGACGGAGUCUCCAUGGACCGUGCCAGACAUAGAGUCCAGUCCCCGCUCACAAAUGAAAUGGAGACCAACGACGACUUUUCUCAAGAGAACGGAAGCCUAGACUUGGGUACAUAUAUCAAUAGAUACGCUAGUAACAAUUGGACAUCACCUUUUAGGGAGGAUGCAUCAGUUGCACCCUACGCGAACAUGCAGCCUUCUAUCGGACACCAAAGGACUGAUAACUCCUCCCCCACCCGCACAACGUCUUCAAAAAGAGGAAAGAAAAGGUCAGCUACGACAGGUGUCAACAGGGCAUCGUCCCGCAGAAGUAAAAUGCCUAGGAAAUAUGAUCAAGCAACUCCAGCGCAAGUUGAAGAAGCGCCUCGGUCUCCUGAGCGCUCAUCUGUCCCAGAGCAUGCUAUUGCCGGCGCAGCAUCCGCUUCUGGAGCAGUACCGCCCGGCAGUCCGCUGACCGGCGUCCGCGAGGAAAUGGACAAUCCCAGAAUUACAACGGAAAGCCUCGCCGACGAAGGUCCUGCGGAUUCUGCUGUUGGCACGACAAAAUUGCAAAAUGAGAGCGAAGUGAGGGAGCAGAAAACCUCUCAGAACGCGGAGAGAAACACACAAUUGUCUCUGGAUAAAAGGAAGGCGCCCCUGUACAACUCUUUAGGCUCUCUUCAACCUCUCUCACCUGCGGUACCAUCGAGCUCCUCUGACGUUCGACACGCGGACCAGGUGACCGGUACUCGCAGUUCUGAGGGGCAAGGGACAGCCCCUGAACCCUCUCCGCCUAGGACAGCCCGAGUUGAGUUCAGGUACCGUGUAAUCUCUCACUAUCCCGUCCACCUAAGCGUCCCCUGGCGAUCGGGAAGGAUCCGGAGCAAGACACUCGCAGACUUGGAAAAUGAGCUGGAUCUUGAUGCCUCUCAUACCAAAGUCCUACGCUUCUCUCUGAAGGCCCCAGGGUCGUUGGCUGAGCACCUCGUCUAUCGGGGACGGGAAGAUGAGUUCAACGCCAUGAAGCAACACUUUGAGGACUGGAUUCGGAAAUACAUUGCAAACAAAGCGACUGGUGACAGAGUCCUUGUGCAGUUCGAGAUCGAAGGACUGAUUGAUGAUGAUUCGCUUGACCGAAAGCCUCAUGAGGCGGCCUAUGAUGAUGGGGCUGGUAACUUCGAAUGGUGACUGCCUAAGGUAUGGCCGCAAACUCUUCGUAGUCUACAUGGCUGAGCUCAGAUUUGAGUUGUGGCUUUCUUUUCGUUUCCUUGCGAUGUGCAAGACAUCUUUGACCGCUGUUAUGAGAUAUAAGUCAAAGUACCCACUUACCGACCACCCCCCCAUUCCGACCACAUGAAUCAUGAUGCUAUCACAACAACCACCACUUUAUUAAUUAACUAUCAACUACCUCUUAAAGCCACAAUAAUGCAACUUUCGGCCUCACUAGAUAAUUCUAAUGCACUGGAUUCAUCUAGCUCACUUUUAGUAUCACUAGCCUUAACCUGGGCUUACUGCACCUCUUUGAUAGUUGCGAAC
Colletotrichum navitas is the source of this 2365-nucleotide messenger RNA. RefSeq lists its product as uncharacterized. The record is from RefSeq and is a predicted model, not a curated record. The transcript is spliced from 4 exons. The coding region runs from base 200 to 2017 and encodes 605 amino acids. Lineage: Eukaryota; Fungi; Ascomycota; Sordariomycetes; Glomerellales; Glomerellaceae.